Messenger RNA from Nycticebus coucang (slow loris), 1617 nucleotides. RefSeq names its product membrane spanning 4-domains A15 (gene MS4A15). Gene Ontology annotation, biological process: cell surface receptor signaling pathway. Gene Ontology annotation, cellular component: plasma membrane. Lineage: Eukaryota; Metazoa; Chordata; Mammalia; Primates; Lorisidae. The record is from RefSeq and is a predicted model, not a curated record.
UUUCCAGGCUCUCUGAACGCCAUGUCUGAAGCUCCUGCCAGCAAUGGGGUAUUUGUUGUCAUCCCACCCAGCAACGCCAGUGGCCUCCACCCACCUCCAGCCAUUCUGCCCACCUCCAUGUGCCAGCCUCCGGGGAUUGUGCAGUUUGAGGAGCCCCCCCUGGGGACACAGACACCAAGGGCCAUCCAGCCACCUGACCUACAACCCAUGGAGACUUUCCUGACAGGAGAGCCCAAAGCUUUGGGGACGGUGCAAAUCCUGGUCGGCCUCAUCCACCUGGGCUUCGGCAGCGUGCUGCUCAUGGUCCGCCGCGGCCGCGCAGGAAUGCUGUUCAUCGAAAGCGGCGUCCCUUUCUGGGGUGGAGCCUGCUUCCUCAUCUCUGGGUCCCUCUCAGUGGCAGCCGAGAAGAACCGCACCAGCUUCUUGGUGAGGAGCAGCCUGAGUAUCAACAUUCUCAGCGCCAUGGCCGCCUUUGCUGGGACAGCCAUUCUGCUCAUGGAUUUUGGUGUCACUAACUGGGAUGUAGGCAGGGGCUAUCUAGCUGUGCUUACUAUCUUUACCAUCCUGGAGUUCUUCAUUGCAGUCAUCGCGACCCACUUUGGGUGCCAAGCCACCCGCGCCCAAGCCAAUGCGCCAGUGAUGUUCCUGCCAAACGCCUUCAGCACAGACUUCAACAUCCCGAGUCCGGCAGCCUCUCCGCCCCCUGCCUAUGACAAUGUGGCGUAUGCCCAAGGAGUCGUCCGAGUAGCAGGCUGGGACUCCCGCAGGUUGGAGUGUAGCCUUUCUCCACCCCACCUUGUUGCUUCCCCAGCUGUACCCCCAACUCACUCCUACCUACUGUGGCACCUGCGGGGGGCAUCCCCAAGGGUGUCUGUCCUACACUUAUCUCCAGCAGUUUCUAUCCUAAAAGACAGCAGGUUGAUGUCAAAGGUCCUUCGGCUCCCUGAGCCCUGUCACCCUUCCAGGGAUACCCCCAUGUGCAUUUCUCUCUGCUCAUCUGGGGAACAAUGGAGACUCAAGUUCAUGGCCUACCAUGGCCCUCAGGCUGUGAGAAAUGUCAGUAAGCUCAGAUCACCUGAAGGGAGUUGAGGCUGACCCUGACAUUGCUCAGAGGUGCAGAGAUCAGGCUGAGGUCUGACUCAGUUCUCCUGGCCCCCUUUGCCAUCUGUUGCCACAUCUUGGGCCUCCCACCUGCAAACUAAAGUGCUGAACGAUAGAUCCUGGAAGGCCCUUCCAGCUCCCUGGACUCCCUGAAGUCCUGGGUCUAGACCAGGCAUGGUGUCCUCACUCCCUCCAGUAACCCUCAUUUUCCUGAUCUCUAAUAUGGAGUCAGGGUUAACCCCCAGCUCUUGCCCACCUCUCAAUGUAGGGAGUUUGCAGGAGGGUGCUGAACCCAGCCCACUCCUCAAGUCCACAUGGACAGGUGUGCAGUGAGGGGGCUUGGGGCCUCCCUGUGCCUUUCAGCACCCCCUUCCCCAGCCCCACAGCCUGAGGACAAGGCCAUCCCUGAGGUUUACCACAGGAACUGGGCUGUGUCUCAGGGGAUGAGGAGAUACUACCAGCCCAGUAUUCACAGGCCCUGGAAGAUGGCUUAUCUCAUCCAUACCCCAGAGGGAA